Messenger RNA from Penicillium canariense, 1398 nucleotides. RefSeq lists its product as uncharacterized. Gene Ontology annotation, molecular function: hydrolase activity. The record is from RefSeq and is a predicted model, not a curated record. The transcript has a single exon. NCBI's taxonomy places the organism in Eukaryota, Fungi, Ascomycota, Eurotiomycetes, Eurotiales, Aspergillaceae. Bases 1 to 1398 code for a protein of 465 amino acids.
AUGGAUUUCGAGAAUUCUCGCCACCUUGCUGCAGCAGCGCAGAAAAUAAAGAUUGAGUACCUCCGCAGAGCGAGAGCAGCCUCGAUCUCUGUCCAGCAAGCCGCGGCAAACAGAGAUGACCCCGCGACGGGGCCCGUGUGGGUUAGCAAAUUCACUGCGCCCAAACCGACCGAUGAUACGUCUCGAGCAUUGCUUCUAAGUCUAGUGGAUGAAGCAAAUGAGAAAGGAAUUCAAUAUGAUCGCCCUGGCUCUGAACCGCUGCAUCUCGAGUGGACCGGGUUCCGUGCUAACGUUAGCCGUGACGCUGCGGAGCCAUUGUUUUUGGAAGAGCAAAAGUUCGCAAGACUUGAGGCAGAGACGAAGGGCCCAUUGACACUGCUCUACAUCUACGGUGGAAGUUUCACGUUUGUGGCCCCCGUUCUUGUCAGGUCGAAACCUCAACUAAUCCAAUCUAGGUUAAACACCCCAUCCAGCUACCGAAGAGUAGCGGGAUCUUUGGCACAAGCAACCGGAUCCAAGGUCUUAAUGGUUCGACAACGACUAGCUCCGCAAAAUCCGUUUCCUGCUGCCUUGCUCGACGUGUUCCAGGCGUACUUAGCUCUACUUGCCCCACCUCCAGCAUCUCCUCACCGAGCUGUCUCGCCCACGAAUAUCGUCGUGGUAGGCGAUAGCUCUGGUGCUUGUCUUGCUCUGGGCCUAUUACAGGUUCUCCUCCGGCUAAAAAGGAGGAAUAUGUCAAUCGUAUUUCACGGACAAAGAGUUGAGCCUGUCGUGCCAGCAGGCAUGGCUCUGUUGAGCCCUGCGAUGGAACUUACAAACGGAUUUCCCUCCUGGGAGCGCAAUAAGCAUUGUGACAUCUUUCCAACAACUGCACAUGAUUUACCUUAUCUCGAGGAGGACUUUCCCACUUGUUCCAUAUGGCCUGCCCGUCAACCUCGUGCCAAUCUGUACUGCGACGCCGGGAUGCUUGCGCACUCAUUGGCAAGCCCUACGGCAUCAGACAGCUGGGCUGGAUCCUGUCCACUAUGGUUUGGAUUGGGCCAGGAGCAGAUUGCUGAUCCAGCAAGGUUUGUUGCGCAGACUGCUCACAAGCAAGGGGUCUCCGUCACACUUCAUGAAUACGAGAGUAUGCCGCAUAAUUUCUUCUGGUAUCUUCACCAGUCACCACAAGCUCGAAAGCUGAUAAAGGACCACGCUGAAGCAAUUGUCUCAUUUGCCAAAGGAGGAAAGCCACCUUCCACUGCCUGUUUCUUCCGUGCGAAGGGACUCGGGGUCGAGUCAAUGGAUAUUGAAAACCUCGUUCCCUGGACAGUAGCUGAAGCGAAGGUGCUCAUGUGGAAGAAGACACUUGAUUAUAAAGUUCCAGCAUGUCAUCGCAGGGUUCAACCCUUACUAUAG